This is a messenger RNA of Ictalurus punctatus (channel catfish), 836 nucleotides long. RefSeq names its product EDAR-associated death domain (gene edaradd). The transcript has 6 exons. Bases 173 to 823 code for a protein of 216 amino acids. Gene Ontology annotation, biological process: signal transduction. NCBI's taxonomy places the organism in Eukaryota, Metazoa, Chordata, Actinopteri, Siluriformes, Ictaluridae. Gene Ontology annotation, molecular function: protein binding. The record is from RefSeq and is a predicted model, not a curated record.
CACCGGUAACCCACAGGAAGUGAUGGAGUAUUUGUUCUCCUCACGCGCCCGGUGUUGUUCUCCUCCUGCUGGAGUACAGGUUAGAGUGGAGUGGUGACGGACUCGGUACCGGAUCUCUCUCUCUCUCUCUCUCUCUCUCUCUCUCUCUCUCUCUCUCUCUCUCUCUCUGAAGAUGAGUUUACAGGCGCUGCACGAGCCGCUCGGGAGGAUCGCCUCUGAGCCGGUCGAGGAUGUCGAUCCCAGCAGCUUCAUUACAGACACGUCUCGCUCUCUGAAGUCCAACUACCCCGUUCAAGUCACUGAUCCAGACGAUAACGUGACUCUACAGCUGAGCUCAGUGCCUCCGGGAUACCUCACACCUCCCAUGGACCGAAUACAGCAGCCUGUUGAAAAUGACGCAAGUGCAUUUAUCUGUCCAGGAUCCAUUACUCCAGAGUUCACCCAAGAUCUCCAGUGCUUGUCAAGCUCCUGCGAGAAGUGCCUCUGCUCCAUUCCACCUCCCAAAAUCAGCGACCUUCUGGACGAUGAGGACCUUCUCUACACGCUGAGAUUGAAGCUCGACCCUGCGCACUACACCGUCAAGAACUGGAAGAACUUUGCCAGUCGCUGGGGCAUGAGCUACGACGAGCUGAUGAUGCUGGAGCAGCGGACGCACGGCUCGACCUCCCACAGUCCCACUCAGGAGUUCCUGUUCCGCUACAGCCAGAAACCGGUGACGGAACUCACCAAGCUCUGCCAGUUCUACCAGCGUAUUGAUGUACUGCGGCUUCUUCAGCAGUGGGUGGAAAACGACUGGCCCUCACGGUGGAAGAGAGUACAUUAGUAAAAUAUAUAUA